Trifolium pratense (red clover) is the source of this 1595-nucleotide messenger RNA. Its product is annotated as serine/threonine-protein kinase Aurora-2. Gene Ontology annotation, molecular function: protein kinase activity; ATP binding. Gene Ontology annotation, biological process: regulation of cytokinesis; protein phosphorylation; mitotic spindle organization. Bases 329 to 1225 code for a protein of 298 amino acids. The record is from RefSeq and is a predicted model, not a curated record. Gene Ontology annotation, cellular component: spindle pole centrosome; spindle microtubule; spindle midzone. The transcript is spliced from 9 exons. Lineage: Eukaryota; Viridiplantae; Streptophyta; Magnoliopsida; Fabales; Fabaceae.
GGAAAUAAUAGACGCUCCAGAUAGGAAAAGACAAAUAAGAGAAAAGGACGGCAGGAUUUGAAAAAUCGAAUAGAGAAGCGGGAUCAGAACACGUGGCAUGUAUCCGUUAUUCGACCGUUACAGAUAGAAAAAUGUUUCAUGUUAAUGAAUGAUUGAACCAACGAAGGAAGAAGGAAGAAGAAGAAGAAGAAGAAGAAGAAGAGAAGGAGCUGUGCAUUAUUCAUCACCUUCUUCUAUUUCUAUUCUCCCUUCAUAACAAUCAAAACCCCAACCCGACCCGUUUUCGAGAAAAACAAACCUCUCCAUCUCUCUCUCUCUGCCACCGCAAAUGGCCAUCGCAACAGAAACUCAACCUCAGCCGCAACAACACACGGCUUCUUCGGAGGUUUCAGGUUCAGCUAAGGAGCAAAGAAGGUGGACUCUAAAUGAUUUUGAUAUCGGAAAACCUCUUGGAAGGGGAAAAUUCGGCCAUGUCUAUUUGGCCAGAGAAAAAACUAGUAAUCAUAUUGUUGCUCUGAAAGUACUCUUUAAGAGCCAAUUGCAACAAUCCCAAGUUGAGCAUCAGCUUCGGCGAGAAGUUGAGAUACAGAGUCAUCUCCGACACCCCCAUAUCUUGCGACUCUAUGGUUACUUCUAUGAUCAGAAACGAGUUUACUUGAUUUUAGAGUAUGCACCCAAAGGUGAACUUUACAAGGAAUUGCAGAAAUGCAAAUAUUUCAGUGAAAGACGUGCAGCUACCUAUGUUGCAUCAUUGGCCCGGGCUCUUAUAUAUUGCCAUGGAAAGCAUGUAAUACACAGGGACAUUAAACCGGAGAAUCUUCUUGUUGGUGCACAGGGUGAACUGAAGAUAGCAGAUUUUGGGUGGUCAGUGCACACAUUCAAUCGCAGGCGGACCAUGUGCGGCACACUGGAUUACCUUCCUCCUGAGAUGGUGGAGAGUGUGGAGCAUGAUGCAAGUGUGGAUAUAUGGAGCCUUGGUGUCCUUUGCUAUGAGUUUCUUUAUGGAAUCCCCCCUUUUGAGGCUAAAGAACAUUCUGAUACUUAUAGGAGGAUAAUUCAAGUGGAUCUCAAGUUCCCUCCUAAACCAAUUGUUUCUUCUGCUGCGAAAGACCUCAUCAGCCAGAUGCUGGUCAAGGAUUCCUCUCAAAGACUUCCAUUGCACAAACUCCUGGAACACCCUUGGAUUGUUCAGAAUGCGGAGCCCUCCGGUAUAUACAGAAGCUAGAGUGCCUUGUCAAUUAUUGUGUUUUCUUAAUUGUGGAAAUCACCAAAAUAGCAGCUUCUUCAAAGUAAUCCACAACAUUUGGCUGAGAUGAUGCAAAACUAUUUGAAGAAGAAUUGUAAAAUUAAAACUAAAAAAAAAACCAUUUGCUGAAACACCUGAUAAAAGAACAGCAUUGGUUUGAGAAAAUCAAUUCACCAUGUUUACUAUUUGAUUUCAGAAACCGAAUAACUGAUUCGUUGUAUCCAAGUUUAUAUAUGUAUUAGUAUCAUACAUUGUGGAGCUUUGGUUAAUAUGUACUAUUAUCUACAAAUUGUUGUUUACUCAGAAGUUUAUUCUCCAACAAAACAAUAUUGGGUUUGAUCUUUGAUAA